Xylona heveae TC161 is the source of this 531-nucleotide messenger RNA. RefSeq names its product molybdenum cofactor biosynthesis protein MoaC. The record is from RefSeq and is a predicted model, not a curated record. Gene Ontology annotation, biological process: Mo-molybdopterin cofactor biosynthetic process. The annotation marks the transcript as partial. NCBI's taxonomy places the organism in Eukaryota, Fungi, Ascomycota, Xylonomycetes, Xylonales, Xylonaceae. The transcript has a single exon.
GCGAUAAACGCUUCAGCGCACAAUUCAUCAUCGCCUCCUGAUGCAUUGCCUCAUCUUACCUCCACUGGCGCCGCACACAUGGUGUCCAUCGCAGCAAAGCAAUCCACCUCCCGUACUGCCGUGGCCCGAGGACGCGUCAUCUUCUCGAAUGCGACAUCUCUGCAGCUUAUCCGCAGCAAUUCGCUGAAAAAGGGAGACGUCCUCGCCGUGGCCCGCAUUGCUGGUAUCAUGGCUGCCAAGAAGACACCCGACUUGAUACCGCUCUGUCAUCCGAUUACUCUAGCCAGUGUGAGUGUUGAUGUAGAUGUUGUCGAUCCCGUGGAAGGCGCAAAUUAUAAAUUUGGCCAUGUUGAUGUAUCAGCCACGGUCCAAUGCGUCGGUGCAACGGGCGUUGAAAUGGAAGCGCUCACAUCCGUCAUGGGCGCUUGCUUGACAGUUUUUGAUAUGUGUAAAGCUGUGGAUAAGGGAAUGCGAAUACAGGAUGUCCGGGUCGUCAGGAAGGAGGGCGGCAGAAGUGGAACAUGGAGUGAG